CGACCAAACUCAGCACAAACACCCCUCAUAAAUUUACACAACAUUUUCUACACAAACGAGACACAAACACGCAAUAGUAAACAAAAUAGCAAUCACACUAAAACGAUUGAAAUAAACCACGAUAAAACACUGAUAACUUCUCUAUACCACCACUUCUAUUGUCAAAACGCGCUACAAACACUGCUCAUAAUUUUAGACGACAUUUUUUGCAUAACUGGCGUAUAAAGAGCAAGUAAUUAUCAAAGUAGUAAUAAGAUAGAGAAGAGGAGAACCAGGGUAUUUACAUUGUAUCAGCUGUUUAGACGGAGGGUGGAGUGGCCAGCAUUGUUUUCAACCUUAACUCUAUUUCCUCCACUCUGGGGCGUCACCUGUACCUGAGGAGCUGCAGCAGAGGCGAGGGGCGUCCGAGGCAGGUGUGGGGUGUUACAGUUGCUGGUGUGGACCAUGAAUGACAAGGUGGAGUUGAAUCAUGACACAGUCGGGCCAGACAGCCUUGCCCUAGAGGUGGGCCACCAGCAGGACAACCACCACCACCACCACCACCAACAGGAGCAGCAGCAACAGCAGCAGCAGCAACAACAACAACAACAACAACAACAACAGCAACAACAACAACAACAACAACAGCAACAACAACAGCAGCAGCAACAGCAGCAGCAGCAGCAGCAGCAGCAGCAAUUGCUGCUGCAGGAACAACUGGAGCAGCAGCAGCAGGAACAUUACCACCAUCAUCACCAUCACCACCACCACCACCAUCACCAUCAGCUACAACAGCACCUCCAACACCUGCAGCACCUGCAGCAGCAGCAGCAGCAGCAGCAGCAGCAGCAGCAUGAGCAUGAGGGAGUACCACCCCUCAAGGUGGAGCAGCGGGGGGGUGAGGAGGGGCUGGGGCCGCCGCUGCAGCCCGGCGAAGCAGUGCCUGGGCUACCCAAGGAGCCAGGGGGGCCGCUGGGGCCGGGGCGGAAAGUGGGGGCGAAGAGCAAGUCCAGCAUGGGGCCGCCGCCCCGGCCCUUCAAGAAAGCACGGUAUGCGUGGGAGAUCAAGAACUAUGAGCACACGGUGAGCAAUAUGACGCAGAGCCUCGGUGGUGAGUGCUCUGUGGAGCUGCAGGACGACUCCCAGGACUCCCAGAGCAGCGACGUCAACAGCGACGGCAGCCAGGAGGACGGUGCCCCCACCGCUCGGGACGACCUGCCCGCCGGUGGCCUGGACCGGGCCGCCUUCAUGGACCCCCGGGCCAGGCCCAGACCGGACCUCAUGCCCCCCAUCAUGCCAGCCCCCUACCCCACCACCUACGGCAUGAUGGCUGCCCCCCCGCCCCCCGAGGCCUGUCCCCCGCCCGGCGAGGGCCCCAAGGAGGGGCCCCCUGUGCCGCCGGACCCUGAUGCGGGCAUCCUGCGGUGGCACGCGCGGCAGCUGUGCCGCAGCAUCCUGGACAACACCAUGAACCGCAUGCUGGAGAACAUGGGUUUCUCCCCCGUGACGGAGCGCUCCCAGGGCAUCCACCCGCUGCUGGUGCUGAGCCUCAGCGAUGAUGAGGAGCGCGAGGCGGAGGAGGCCCAGCGCGCCCUGGAGAAUGAGGCACUGACGGCCGCCAUGCACCACAAGGGCCUCUUCCUGCCGCCCUACCACUACGACCCGCUGGAGAGCGCCACCACCACCGACUAUGACUCCUCUGAGGAGGACAGCGACCUGCCUGAGGACCCCAGCCCUGAUGACCUACCCCCCCACGACCCCCCCCUGCGCCUUGCACCCGCCGUGGCCCGCCCCCUGCCCCGGCCGCCAGAGGUGCAGCCCCCCUCACCCCGCAGGCCCACCCCACCCCCCCGGCCCCCGGAGGUGGACUGUGAGGGGGAGAGCCAGGAGGGGAAGCCCGACCUGGACGCCAACAAGAACAGCAUGGCAGGCGACCUGAGCCCCUGUCCCGACCCCCCGCCCCAGGCCCCCACCCCGACACCAGCCCCCAACCUGGCCCCCACCCCGGCUCCCGUCCUAGCCCCGCAGGAGCCCCGCGGCGAGGCCCUGAAGCAGCCGGGCCGUGAGGCGCAGCACAAGGCGGAGAACGAGAACAACAACGACAAGUACUUUGUGGACCAGGCCAUCGAGGUGGCCAUCAAGCACCAGGGCCUGGGCUACCAGCAGGCGUGAUGGCCCAGCUGCCACACCCCCACCCCUCCCCAGCCCCACAGUCCCCCCCGGCCUGCAGCUCGUAGCAUAGUCCCGCCGGGAACCUGGAACGGUGUCGUCUGUCAUAAUAUUAUGCUUUUUAUAUUACGAAAAGUGACCGUCAAAUUGUUUGCUGGCGAUGUGUAGCGCUCCAGACACUCUCCACACGGCCUUGUGUCUCCUAGUCUGUUUGCAGUCAUUCGUUACGUUCCCGUGUUUGUUUCCGAGUCGUGAUACUCAUUACCUUAGUGUGCAGCGGCGGCGGCGGCAGCAGCAGCAGCCAAGUGAGGCAGUGCUGAGCUUUAAUGUGUUCAGUGUGUGGCGGGUGCAGCGAGGGGCCGGCAGGCAGCACAGCAACACAGCAACACAGCCACAGCCACAGCAACACAGACACACACACUAGUGCAGCACUCAUCCAACACAACAAAGACACAGCAACACAAGACACACACCACACAGCAACACAGCUAGGCCCUCACACACACACACACACACACACACACACACACACACACACACACACACACACACACACACACACACACACACACACACACACACACACACACACACACACAGCCCUUCUCUGCCCCCCACCCAUGCAGUUCUCCUUACUUCUAUAGAUAUCACUUCAACUUAUCAGAGUUCCUGGUUAUUUCAGAAAAAAGAAUAAGACUUCAUAGUGUUCAUCAUCAAAUCUUUCACAAUAUUGAUCCCCCCCUGCCCCCACCUUCCCUUCCCUUGACAUGUUUUGGUGUACCCCCCCCACCCAUGCACCCCCCACAUAAAGAGGAUGAGGAAUUGGGGAAGGAGGAAGAGGAGGAGGGGAGAGAAAAAUGAAUGAAAGAUAGAGAGAGAGAGAAAAAAAAUGGUGUUUGGUUAUUUUUUUUGUAAGUUAGUUUGUAGGAUUUUAAUGUUAUUUUUAAAGAAUAACUCAAUUUUGCUCUUUGCUUGUGUGUGUGUGUGUGUGUGUGUGUGUGUGUGUGUGUGUGUGUGUGUGUGUGUGUGUGUGUGUGUGUGUACAUCCCUCUUCUCCUAACCCUAUAAUACUUUUGUACCAUAUUGAAACCCUUCAUACAAAAUGGCAUUUAUUAGACAUUUAUUAUGGCAGAGAAGAAAAAUUAUUACCAUUAUUAUUAUUAUUAUUAUUAUUAUUAUUAUUAUUAUUAUUAUUAUUAUCAUCAUUAUUAGUUAUGGGUGAAAAUGUGAAGAUUACUUGAAGGGAUUUAUUUGAUAAGCUUUGUAUUGACUCUAGGCUGUGUGUGUGUGUGUGUGUGUGUGUGUGUGUGUGUGUGUGUGUGUGUGUGUGUGUGUGUGUGUUUGUGUGUGUGUGUGUCCGUUCAGCAUUCACAGCAUUUAUUCACAGCUUCUUGACUGGCCUGAGCAAGUUAAGCUUUUUAUUAUUUCUUAAAUUCUAUAGUUUCCCUCUUUUUUUUUUUCCCCUAUUAUGGUUAUGAGGCAUUUUUCCCCGCCAGGUGAUAGGGAGAGGUGAGGCUUGUUAAGUGGCAGGUGUGAGGUGCAGGUACUUACUGGUUCAUUAUGGUUUAUAAAUUAAUUGUUUUGUUUGUUUGGCUCAACCUGUCGUUUAUUGUGUCACUUAUGAACAUACAGGGUGGUUCAGAAAGAUGGUUACUCUGUCAUAUAUUUAAAUGCCUAAAGACUACUACUACUAAUACUGCUACUAAUACUAAUACUAUACAGGGUGGUUCAGAAAGAGGUGAUUAUUCUCUCAUAUAUUUGAAUGCAUAAGCACUCCUUAAUAUACAGGGUGGUUCAGAAAGAGAGGAUUACUCUAAUAUACAAGGUGGUUCAAAAAGAGGUGAUUAUUGUGUCAUAUAUUUGAAUGCUUAAACACUAAUAAUAUACUGGGUGGUUCAGAAAGAGAUGAUUACUUUGUCAUAUAUGUGAAUGCUGAAAUGCUACUUAAUAUAAAGGGUGAUUCAAAAAGAUGAUUACUCUGUCACAUAUUUGAAUGCCAAAUGCUACUUAAUAUACAGGAUGGUUAAAAAAAUUAUUACUCUGUCCUAUUCGAGUAAGUAAACAUUUUUCGAUAUACAGUGUGGUUCAAAAAAGAAAUUGUUUGCUUUAUGACAUGGUAUAUUUGAGUAACUAAGCACUUUUCAACAUACAGGGUGCUUCAAAAAAAGAUGUUUAUUAUGUCAUAUAACUGAAUGCCUAAACACUACCUAAUAUACAGAGUGGUUCAGAUAGAGAUAUUUACUGUGUCAUAUAUCUGAAUAACUAAACAUUUCUGAACAUACAGGGUGCUUCAAAAAGUGCUUACAGUAUGACAUGGUAUAUCUUGAGUAGCUAGUGCCUCAAUGUAUGUACAGGGUGCUCCAAAAAAGAAAUUAUUUACUUUAUGACAUGGUAUGUUUGAGUGACCAAACACUUCUGGAUAUGCAGGGUGGUUCAAAAAGAGAUGAUUACUGUGUCAAAAAUUUAUGUCUUUUGUCUAGAUUUUGAAUUACUUUUUACAAUUGAUACUUUUUAAAACUAAAGACAUGAUUACUUGAUCUUCACCUUGAUGAAUUAAAAGAAAAAUUAUAUCCAGGUGUUAUCACAGGUAAAGUCAAACAAACACUUAAAACACACACCAAAAGUUGUCUAUUGUCUAGAUUUUUAUAUUUUCUUUACAUUUGAUACUUUUUUUUUAAUUAAAGAUGAAAUUACUAGAUCUUCACCUUUAUAAAUUUAAGAAACUGUUAUAUCCAAGCGUUAUCAAAGGUAGAGUAAAGAAAACAAUUCAGACACACAAAAAUUCAUGUGUAUUGUCUAGAUUUUGAAUAAUCUUUUGCAUUUGAUACAUUAAUUUCUUAACUAAGGACAAAAUUACUAGAUUCACACUUUAAAAAAAUUCAAAAACUACAAUGUCCGUUAUUUAUAAACCAUAAUUCACCUGUGUCUGUACAUUUGUCUCUCUCUGAGUUGAGGAUAAUGUAUUUUUAGAACCCAAAGCUUUCAUAUAUAUUUGCCUAACCUAAUUAUCUCAGCUGGAAUACUUGCAGUGCUUAUUAAGAAGCUCCAUUACCUGACUUGUUGGCCCCACCACUGCAGAGAGAGAGAGAGAGAGAGAGAGAGAGAGAGGCUGAAUAAUCCGCACAAUUUCUUCUCACGCACAAAUAAACAAGAAAUGACAAAUCAUAGUCCACCUCAUGUCAGUUAUCUACCCCAAACUCUCCUGCAGGUGUGUGUGGAGCUCGUGUGUAGGUGUGGAGCGUGUGUGCUGUGUGUGUGUGUGUGUGUGUGUGUGUGUGUGUGUGUGUUAUCUCGAAGCAGUUUUUCCCCUUCCUGUUUCCUUUAUUUUCACCGUUCUAUAUGCAUUUGGUUCAGGUGGAGUGGUGUCAUGGAGGAGGAGGAGGAGGAAGAAGGUAGGAAGAUAGAUUUUUACGUAUUGUGAUCUUGUGAGAGUUAAUGUGAAGCUUUAUCGGUAGCGUUACAAGAGUGAGAGUGCGUCAGUGUGAGUGUGUGAGUGUGAGGUGUGUCUCCUGGCCAGCUUGUGUUCUGUUAAGUGUGUAGAGUGAGAGUGUGUUUGUAUGUGUGUGUGUGUGAGAGCGGCCUUUGGGAGAUGUCACCUGUCUUUCACGUCACAGAGUUAGAGUUUUGUCCCAGUGGCUUUGGCUUGUACUUUGAAACGCUGCACUCUUUCACCAUUACGAUUCUCAAAGGCCACAGAGAUCAGUAGCCAGAUUUUCAAGGGUUUUUUCUCUAGUUAGUAAUGUUGAAAUUGUGUUAUUCUGUCACUAGAAGAUUAGAACACCCUGAAAAACUUGUUGUAAUCAUGUUAAUCGGUCACUAGAACCAUUAAAACGGCCUUGAAACUUGCCAAAAUAAUGUUAAUCUGUCACCAGAACCAUAAGAACCCUUGAAACUUGCCAAAAUCAUGUUAAUCUGUCACUGGAACCAUAAAAACCCUUGAAACUUGCCAAAAUCAUGUUAAUCUGUCACUGGAACCAUAAAAACCCUUGAAACUUGCCAAAAUCAUGUUAAUCUGUCACUAGAACCAUAAAAACCCUUGAAACUUGCCAAAAUCAUGUUAAUCAGUCACUGGAAGAUUAAAAUACCCUUAAAACUUGCUGAAAUCUUGUUAAUCUAUCCCUGGAACCACAAAAACAUCCUUAAAAAUCUUUGUAUCUUCAACCACUGCCUUUGGAAAGUAGUGGAGGAGUGACGUGGAAGUGUCUCACAAUACAAGCCUGUGUCUGUUCCACCUGUCUGGUCCGCAUGUGGCCGGCAGGACCCGUGAUGGCAGUUUUUAUACCAAAUGAACAAUGAUCUCCACAGGGGGGGGGCCUGCGGUGGAGGAGGUGCCCCAGUGGUACUUGUGAUAGCGCGGUGUACAGUGAGGGGCGCCACCACCACCACCACCACCCCCCCCUGUGCCCUGUGAGAGGAGCACCCACUCCACCAGUCAGCCCACACACCACCAGUUACUGACACCCCCAGUUGAGACAUUUUCCUUAUCCUGUACAGUUGUCACCAGUCUGUCACAAGGCUCGUGUUGAUGUCACUCGGAAAUUCGUGUUUUUUUUUAAUGGUUUUUGUCAUGGAGAAAUCAUUGGUAAGUUAUUACAGUUGUUGCUAGUCUGGUGCUGCAAGAUUCACGUUGAUGAUAUUUUGGAAUUGUCCUUUUUUUAAUGAUUUUUUUCUUAGGUUUUGUUAUAAGUAGUUGCUCCUAAAACAAUACAUUUUAUUCAAGGGUGGUACAACAAAUUUCACUUGUAUUUUUUUUUAAUUUUUUGUUUAUUUAUUUAUUUUUUUUUAUUGAGAGAUCAGUGUCAAACCAUCAUGUUUAUCUUGAGGCUGAUACAACAAAUUUCACAUUGAUUUAUUUUUUAUUUUUAUGGUUUUGUUGAGUUUUGUCAAAGAAAUCACUCACAAACCAUCACUUUUAUAUCAAACUUAUUUGUACAUUAUUUAAUUGAGUUCCAUCAUAAUUCACAGUCCAGCCUGAAUUUAGAUAAAACCAUACAAGGAAUCACCAUAAACUAAUUUAUCACAAGUCACAUUUCAAAUUUUUUGGCAAAGAGAAGCACCUCAUAAACCCACUUUUUUUAUAAUUUUAUUUUAAGUUCCACCAUAAUUCAGCCAAUCAGCAUUGUGAUAAACUGUACAGGCAAAGGAGUGACCAUGACAAACCAGUGUGUUGUUCCCAAGAGACACACACUUCACCGUUCAUUGACCAAGACACACUUACUGCAUUGUCACACUACCCACAAUGAUCUGUAGAGUAAAAAGUGAAAUUCAUGUUAGGCGCAGCAGCUGUUGGCUCUGGGUGUCUCACAACUGGCCUUAUGUAGCAACGGAAGGCUCUGGGCUCUUUAUUCUCCUUCCGUUGGGUGUUAACUGAGUUUCUCUGCUUCUGUGACUGUCGGCGUUCUGGCAACACUAGUGAGGCUUGGAGAAGUGGCCAGGGCAGUCUGAGGCUUCCCCUUGCUUGUCCAGACUUUAAACCACCCAUAAAAUGCUGUUUGGUAAAUGCUGUUCAGUUGUGCCUCCAGCCCAGCGUGUGGUUGUCAAUGCUGUGCUGUGGGUAAGUCAUUCUAUGUCUCAUCAAGCUGCCCUGGCCGCCCCACAGCCUCUCGGACACUGUAUUGCCCCGAGUGGAUGCUGACAGCUGCCCUUCUCCCAACCUGAGUGUUUCACCUGCCAGUUUAAUGUGGUAUAGUAGAUUUUUGUACCGACGCCACAGUUAAGGCCACUCGACCCCUGGGAGGAGUGUGCAGUGCUGUGUGUGCUGUGUGCUGUGUCCCGGUGCUGUGGUCUUGUGCCAUGCCAGUGCCAUCACUCACCUGUGGCACUGAGGCAUGGUGGGUGCCGUGUAUGGUGUGAGUGUGUCAGAAGGGAGGCUGGCAGCUGUGUAAGUUCCUUCUGUUCAUGUGGUGUCAUAAGGAACACUUCUUUCUGUACAUACAUUCAUACAUACAUACAUACAUGCAUACCUAAGUGUUUCAUAAGUGUCUUUCGGGAAUCAUUUUCCGUCUUUCAGUUCCAAUACGCUUUUAUUUCCUGGAGUUUUUUGUUUUUUAAUAUGGUGGUCGCAGAGAGAGGUGCAUCAGUGGGUGCCGUGUUGUGGCUGGUGCGGCUCACUGGCCAGGAUACAGUUAAGUCAGCAUUACAUCAACAUUACACCAGCAUUACACCAGCAUAGCAUCAGCCACCACUUGAAAAAACACAAAAACAACACGUCCUAUUACUUAUGAGUGGCGCCACACACCACAGGAGGCAGGGCGCAGGUGAUGUGGCCUUGCAGACAGACAAGCAGUGGUGUGUGGGUGCAGGAAGGUGCUGUCACUAUAAUCCUCUGCUGUUUGAGGUGCAUAGGAUUACUGACCCUGAAAACUUGAGAAACUAAACCAAUGUGUGUGUGCAAGCAUCCUAGAUCUGAGAGUUAAGUGUGAUACUGUGACUUUGGUGCCCCAGUGACCCCGUGUGGUGCCCUAGUGACCUGUGUACUGUACUGUGUUCCAAGGGUGAGCCAGCAACACUGUGCUGUGAGUGUUGUGCACUGUCGCUGGUGAGGUCCACCCCUGGUGCUGGACAUACAUACACACACACACACACACACACACACACACACAUACACACACAUGCUUCAGGCACCGCUGGGUAUAGGUCAUCAUGCCACAGACUCCAUUGUUUGUUUAUUUAACGGUGUGACGCCACAGACAGUCAGGCUGGAUUUGUAUUUACCGAUGAUGAUUGUUUUCAUUUUUACUCUCUCCUUCGUACGUAGCUGAAUGUAGUCAGAUUUUAUUUAUUAAUCUAAAUUAUGAAUGUUAGUUUUAUUAUUUAUUGGGUGGAGUGUCGGCAGCGAGGGCACAUCACUGCUGGGUGAGUCCGUGCCCCGCCAUGAAAUCUCACUACACAGUCCUCAGCUGAGCCUCCGCCAGGCCGCCAGAGCACCCUCAGAGCAGUGCGUGACGUCCCUUGCCUCGGGACGGCCACACCCUGCUCUCCACGGCUCGCUCUGGCACCAGUCACCCAGAUGACAUAUCCAACUCUAAACUGACGUGCUGGCCUGCUCUCCACUGUGCUGCAUGCUUCUGUCAACAAGUCCUUCCAUUUGCUGACAAUCUUAGAGGAUGAGACAGUUUGUGGUGCAUCAGCUUAGGGGACUUGUGGCUGGAGGGGCAAGACAGUGGAAGCAGGCACAGCAGGUUAGGUGAUUGAUUACCACAGCUGUUCUCUACACAGGACAAUAGGCAGCCACACACUGUCAUCCACCAGAUGUGACACAAACACUGCAGAGACUCGGCCAGCAUCACCUCACUCAGGCCUGUAUUUUGAAACACUUCUGGCCACACGUCCACUACUUUCCAAAGCCUCUAGUUGAUGUGACAAGGGUUCUCAAGGGUGUUUUCAUGUUUGUAGUGGCAAAUUAACAAGAUAUCUGCACUAUUCACAGGAGAAACAGGUUUUUAAAGAUGUUUUCAUAUUUGUAGUGGCAGAUUAACAAGAUUUCUGCACUAUUAGCAGGAGAAACUGUUGAGAACCCGGCUGAUCAUCUCUGUGGCCUUUGAAAAUAGUCGUGAUGAGAGAGCAGUGUUUUCAAAUACAGCUUUGAGUCUUCACUGUCAGAAAGAUGCAGGAUAAACAAGUUCCUUUAUGAAAACCUGAAGAACAAGAUACAAAACAGUAAAAUAAAAGGAACAUAUACACAAGAGGUGAUAUUGUACGAGAAUCUACAGUAUUUCAAUUCCAACCCUGACAAAUAUUCAUCUGCCACAAUAUGAUUACUUACCUCCCUCUCCUCCUCCUCCUCCUUGUCCCCCUCUUCCUCCUCCUCCCAGCAAAGUGACCGCCAUCCAUCAUCCCAUGUUCUGUUAUUUUCUUGAGUCUGUGUCCACCCCCUUAUUCAGAGAUGCAGGGUUGGCAGCUCACAGGAGAAGCCACGGUGUCUGUGGGUCCUCUUAAGAUAUUGGCUUUGUGGUGAGAAAAUUAAUCUGUGCUGCUAAUGGUAUUUUUUUAUUUAUUUAUUUAUUUUUUUUUUGGCUGUUAUUUAUGUAUAUUUUUUGUUUUUUUAUAUUCAUUGCUUAUUUUUUUGUUUGUUUUUCUUUUUUCUCUUAUCUCUCUCUCUCUCUCUCUCUCUCUCUCUCUCUCUCUCUCUCUCUCUCUCUCUCUCUCUCUCUCUCUCUCUCUCUCUCUCUCUCUCUCUCUCUCUCUCUCUCUCUCUCUCUCUCUCUCUCUCUCUCUCUCUCUCUCUCUCUCUCUCUCUCUCUCUGCUGUUUAUGUCACUUUUUGUUUUGCUGUAUAUCUGUUUUCUCUUUGUUCUUCUUUUGUUUCUUUGUUCUUUGUUCUUCUUUGUGUUUCUGUUUAGCUUCUGUUUUCAUUGCUUUUUUUUUUCUCCUAUGUCUCUCUUUCUCUGUGGUUUGUUUUUUGUGUAUCCUUUUCUCUCUUUUAUUCCAUUUUCUUGUCAUUUUGUUUUAUUCUUCUAUUUCUCUGUAUCUCUAGUUUACUGUUUUUUUUAUCACCUUAUCAUCCCUGUUCUCUUUUAUCCUCAUUUCCUCUAUCACCAUUGUUUAUCAUUUUGUAUCAUCUUAUCCUUUGUUUUAUCUCCUUUUUUUUUCCCCCUUGUCAUUUUAUUUUCCUUCCUGUUCUCACUGUCUCACAUUUGUUACUUUUUUUGCUUGACAAUUGAGUGAUAUGUAGAAAUGUUUGUCUUUCUACCAAUCAGUCAGUCAGUCAGUCAGCCAGUCAAUCAAUCAGUCAGUCAGUCAGUCUCUAUUUGUCUCUCAGUCAGUCAGUCAGUCAGGCAUUCAGUCAUUCUGUUUAGCUUUUAUUAUCAGUCAGUCAGCCAGUCAGUUUUGUUUAUAGUCUGUGCUUGUUGCUAUCUCUCUCUCUCUUCUCUGUAUUUAUUUAUCAUUCUCAUUAGUUCUCUCUUGUUUAUUGGAUUUUUGUCCAUCUUCCAGGCUUUCACUUUCCAUUUUGUUUCAUUUUCAUUUCCUUAAUCUUUCAUUGUUUCUUUGUUCUUCCCUGUUUGUCUUUAUUUGUCUUUCUUCAUGUUUUCUUUCCUGUCUCCCUCUGUCUUUGUUUGUUUGUUUUCAUUCCUGUCUGUCUGUCUUGUUUGUCUUCUUUCCCUAGUCUUUCUUUAUCUAUGUUUCUCUCUCUCUUUUAGUUUCUCUGUUUACUCUCUUCAGUCUUUCAUCACCUUUUUCUUCUCUCCUUCUGUUUGUGUUUCACCAUCUGUCUAUCUGUCUGUCAGAGUCUGCAGACAAAUUACUACUACUACUACUACUACUACUACUGGAAGCUUUUUCGUUGAACCUCACAAACUGAAUGAUACUCACCUGCACAAUGGACGACCGUGUGAUCCAUGUAGAAAUAUUAAAAAAAGGAAAAAAAGACAAAAAAAAAAACAAACUAAAAAAUAAAAAUAAAAAAAAAUGAAAAAAUUGGUAGCUUUAUAUAAAUUUUAUUGUUGGGUAAUAGGGAGAAUAGGAAAUAUGUGGCUUUGUACUAUACCCUGAGCUGUAAAAUGACUAGAAAUAAAAGAACUGUUCUAUU
Messenger RNA from Scylla paramamosain (green mud crab), 11676 nucleotides. Its product is annotated as histone-lysine N-methyltransferase 2D-like. Gene Ontology annotation, molecular function: ubiquitin-like ligase-substrate adaptor activity; ubiquitin protein ligase binding. Lineage: Eukaryota; Metazoa; Arthropoda; Malacostraca; Decapoda; Portunidae. Gene Ontology annotation, biological process: protein ubiquitination; positive regulation of proteasomal ubiquitin-dependent protein catabolic process. The record is from RefSeq and is a predicted model, not a curated record. The transcript has 2 exons. Gene Ontology annotation, cellular component: cullin-RING ubiquitin ligase complex; nucleus. Bases 445 to 2151 code for a protein of 568 amino acids.